Molecule: messenger RNA, 1458 nt
Organism: Schizosaccharomyces osmophilus
Lineage: Eukaryota; Fungi; Ascomycota; Schizosaccharomycetes; Schizosaccharomycetales; Schizosaccharomycetaceae
Gene: lat1
Product: dihydrolipoamide S-acetyltransferase E2, Lat1
Exons: 2
Coding region: 1-1458 (485 amino acids)
Biological process (GO): pyruvate decarboxylation to acetyl-CoA
Cellular component (GO): pyruvate dehydrogenase complex
Molecular function (GO): dihydrolipoyllysine-residue acetyltransferase activity
Source: RefSeq, a predicted model, not a curated record
AUGUUGUCUGGAAGUCUCGUUCGAAAUGUGCGCCGUGGUUUCGCUGUAACGAAGUCGUUACAGGUUUCCGGCGGAACAAUUACAGCUAAGCGUGCCAAUCUUUACCCCCUGAUUAGUAGCAUGGCCCGAUCUUAUGCUACUAAAAAAGAAUAUCCUCCAUACACAGUUUUAAAUAUGCCAGCUUUGUCUCCUACUAUGACUGCUGGUAAUAUUGGAGCAUACCACAAAAGUAUUGGAGACAGAAUUGAGCCUGGUGAUGUGUUGUGCGAAAUUGAAACUGACAAGGCUCAGAUGGAUUUUGAACAACAAGAUGAGGGUUAUUUGGCUAAAAUUUUGAUUGAGACAGGUGCUAAGGAUGUCCCUGUCGGCAAGCCCGUUGCUCUCACUGUAGAAAACGUGGACGAUGUAGAAGCUUUCAAUGAUUUCAGCAUCGAAGCUGCUGCUACUGAAACUCCUGAAACUCCUAAAGAAGAACCCAAGGUAGAAAAGGUUGAAGCUACUGCUCAACCCGAAGCUGCCGAGGCUGAGACACAUGAAGCCACCAGUGUUGACGGCAACCGAAUCUUUGCAUCUCCUAUUGCUAAGAAGUUGGCUGAAGAGAAGGGUGUUAACUUGUCUCAACUGCGCGGAUCUGGUCCCAAUGGCCGUAUCAUCAAGGUCGAUGUCGAAAACUUUAAACCCGCCCAACCUGCCGCUCCUUCAAAUAAAGCUGCUGCUGCCGCAACUACUCCUGCUGCUUCUGUUAAGGACGCUGCUGCCGCUGGCACCUAUGAAGAUUUACCCUUGAGCAACAUGCGCAAGAUUAUCGCUUCUCGCCUUACUGAAAGUAAGCAAAUCAACCCUCAUUACUAUGUUAGCGUCGCCAUUGAUGCCGAAAAGAUUGUUCGCCUUCGCACUGCUCUUAACUCUAUGGCUGAUGGCCGUUACAAGCUCUCUGUUAAUGACCUCGUAAUUAAGGCUGUUACUGCCGCUUUGAGAGAAGUUCCCGAAGUUAAUUCCGCUUGGAUGGGUGAGUUUAUUCGUCAAUAUAAGAACGUCGACAUUUCUAUGGCCGUUGCUACUCCUUCCGGCUUAGUUACCCCCGUUAUCCGUAAUGCUAGUGGCCUUGGUCUUCGUGAAAUUUCCAACCUGGCUAAGGACUAUGGUCAACGUGCCCGUAUCAACAGAUUGAAGCCUGAGGAAUACCAAGGUGGUACUUUCACAAUCUCUAAUUUGGGUAUGUUCCCUGUUGAUCAAUUUACUGCUAUUAUCAACCCUCCUCAAGCUGGUAUCUUGGCUGUUGGUACUGUUAACGAGACUGUUGUUCCUGAUAAGACCUCUGAGAAGGGCUUCAGGGUUGCUCCUAUUAUGAAAUGCACUUUGAGCGCUGAUCAUCGCGUUGUUGACGGUGCUAUGGCUGCUCGUUUCACCACCGCUCUUAAAAAGAUCAUGGAAAAUCCUUUGGAGCUCUUGCUUUAA